AUGGACUAUUCUGGCUUCUUACGCGCUGGCACUAUGUCCAAUGACCUAUACACACUCGACCCGCAUGGUGAUGUGAUGCUCCUGUUCCCCGGUGUGAGUAGAGCCUCUCCUCCAAGUCCGAGCCUGGAAACCAGCUUUCCGACAUCUGUCAUGACCGACGCGUCUGCCGUCGAACAAGACACUAGCGAUGAUAAUACGACGUCUGACCGAGAAGCUCUCCAACACCAGCCGUCAACCUCUGAAGUUAGCGAUGCGAGCGAAGAAGGACAUUCUGUGAGCAGUCUCAUCGGCAUGCGCGUCUCUUCGAGACACUUGGCCCUCGCCUCACCCGUCUUCAUGCGCAUGUUCAAUGGCAACUGGCACGAGGCACGCGAGAUCCGCUCCGAAGGCAUCGUCGUCCUCAUCAUGGACAUUUGGGAUGUUGACAUCACGCUCAUCCUCAUGAACAUCCUUCAUGGCUAUGCGCCACAGGUCCCUCGCAAGGUCGAUCUAGAUACUUUAGCCAAAAUCGCUGUGAUGGUUGAUUAUUACCAAUGUCGCGGGGCUGUGGAGGUCUUUGCGGAUAUCUGGGUUGAUGGGUUGAAGGCGGAUAUGCCGAAGGCUUUUGGAAAGCCCGUCCUUCAGUGGAUAUGCAUCGCAUGGGUGUUUCGCAAGCCAACGGAGUUCUUCGCAGCGACGCGAGUUACCCUCGUUCAGAGUCCUGGAGUGGUACAUGCGUACGGCCUCCCUAUUCCUAACAGAGUGAUUGAAACAAUCAACGAGGCUCGGGAGCAAGGCAUCAGGGAGGCUCUGGCUGCCAUUGAUAGAUUGAUCGAUGACCUAAGCUCCUCCACGCAUCGAUGCUCUUUCGAAUGUAGUUCAAUACUUCUUGGCGCUCUAAUAAAAUUUCUGCGAUUGUCCAGUCUUAUUUUUCCUGAUCCAAGACCUCCAUAUGAUACCCUGAGCAUUGGAUCCCUGACCAGGAGCAUCAUCCUCUUUGCUCGGUCGCCGCUCUGGGAGGCUAGGCUGUCAACCAAGGGGCGUCCUGAAUGGCACAGCUGCAGACUAGGAACUCUUCUUGAUCCUGUCCGCAGGGGCCUAGAGCCGAAGAUGAACGGAUUGAAGCUGGAAGACUUCGAAUGA
Messenger RNA from Aspergillus fumigatus Af293, 1122 nucleotides. RefSeq lists its product as uncharacterized. The record is from RefSeq and is a predicted model, not a curated record. Lineage: Eukaryota; Fungi; Ascomycota; Eurotiomycetes; Eurotiales; Aspergillaceae.